Molecule: messenger RNA, 177 nt
Organism: Acaulospora colombiana
Lineage: Eukaryota; Fungi; Glomeromycota; Glomeromycetes; Diversisporales; Acaulosporaceae
Source: the annotation of a GenBank genome assembly
GACCCGGAUACCAACAAGGCAGUUCUUUCUGCUACCUGCCGUGUGGGAUCUAGCGCCGCCUCAACCCACACUAGGGAUGGCAAGCGCGCUUCCCGUGAUCGGAUGGACGAGAAGAGUAGGGUACUAUGUGACGAAACUCGACUGCUACGCUGUUCAACCGAGGCAUCUUGGCUAUAG